AUGUGCGAGGUUUUGGAAGUGCUUCUGGUGGUUCUGUGUCCCAGCACUAUAUCUCAGAUGAAGAGAGAGAGAGAGAGAGAGGGAGAGGGAGAGGGAGAGAGAGAGUUGGUGUAUGUGUGGGUGAGAGAGAGUGAGUGAGGGAGAAAAGGAGGCUAGGAUGAAUAAGGGGUUAGUCCUGGGAUUGUCCUCGAAAGGAGAGGAGCUAUUUUUGUUUGUGUGAUACCAAUGAGAGCAUGUGUUGUGUUUGCUUAUACUGACGGUUGAGAUAUUUUUUCUUUUUUUUUCCAAAGAGAGGAAACAACCACAAUAAGGCACCACCAUGAGCCGGACCACCUUCUUUGAGGUGGAGGUUCUUGAUGCCAAGACAAGGGAGCAGCUUUGUUUUUUAGAUAAGGUGGAGCCUCAUUCAUCAGUAGGAGAUAUAAAGAACCUCUUUCACAAAUCAUAUCCUCACUGGUAUCCAUCAAGACAGGCUCUGAAGCUUGAUCCCAACGGAAAAUCACUCAGAGACGAUGAAAUCUUACAACAUCUACCUGUCGGGACCACUGCUACGAUGUACUUCAAAGAUCUUGGUCCACAGUUAAGCUGGACUAUGGUGUUUCUUGCAGAGUACAUCGGGCCCCUUCUCACCUACCUCCUCUUCUAUUUCCGAGUGCCAUACAUUUAUUCACACAGAUAUGCCUUUACCGCAAGUCCUCAUAGUGUUGUCAUGCUGGCGUGUGUCUGUCACACCUCGCACUACGUGAAGAGGUUGGUCGAGACUAUCUUUGUGCAUCGUUUCUCACACGGGACCAUGCCUCUCAGGACGAUAGUCAAGAAUUGUGCCUAUUACUGGGGUUUCUCAGCUUGGCUGGCCUACUAUAUCAACCACCCUCUUUAUACACCUCCAUCAUAUGGAGAACUACAAAUCAACUAUGCACUGGUCAUAUUUGUGAUGUGUGAACUGGGCAAUUUUUCCAUUCACUUGACUCUAAGUAAUCUCAGAGGAGAUGGAUCCAAAGGCCGAAGGUUUCCCACGCCCACCAAGAACCCCUUUACGUGGCUAUUUUUCUUUGUGUCCUGUCCGAAUUACACAUAUGAGGUUGGAGCUUGGGUGAGCUUUUCCAUUAUGACCCAGUGUCUUCCAGUGGCAUUAUACACAUUACUGGGGUUUAUUCAGAUGACCAUCUGGGCCAAAGGGAAGCACAGAGCCUACAGCAGAGAGUUCAAGGACUACCCCAGUCUUAGAGUGGCCAUUAUUCCACUGAUUCUCUAAUAGUGGUUGUCGCAUGAACUAUUGGGGAUGCCGCUGCUGAAUCCCUCUCUAUGCAAUAUCAUUAUUAUUAUUAUUUUUAACAAAUUAAUGAGCUUAAAUAAGUAAGUAUGGGAGCAAUAAUGUUGCAAUAAAUCUGAACCUUUAAAGUUGGUAUAAUUAACUUUUUUUUUUUUUUUUCGAACAAGUAAUAUAAGGCGAAUGUGUCCCUGUUCUACCAUGACUGUUUAGGCCUUGUUUGAGCCUUGUUCUAAACAGACUGUUUCGGUGUUUGUAGCUUUAAGUGCAAACUGCGCAAAUGCAAUUGUGCAGAUUUGAACCAGCCAGAGGCCCCUCAAUACAUUUGAAAACUUGAAUGGCUUGUCCAAAUUUCUAACAGUGGAGAAAAGAAACAAAAAAGGGGAUUGUCUUUGCUCCCAAUUUUGAAAAUGGGGAUAAGGAUCUAUAAGUAUGUUUAGACUAUAUAUAUGUUUUUUUAAACCUUUAAAUAGCUGAGAACAGUUUAAUUCCCGUUGUCUAGUUUAAAGUAGGGGUUUCAUUUUCUCAGUUUUCAUUUUGACACAGUUUGGAAGUUAGAUUAAUUUCUGCCACAUGCUCUAUACUCUGUAAACAUUUAUCAGAACAUUACAUUUUCUGUAAUGGAAUCCUCCAGAACGUGACUAAAGGCUGAAAGAUUAGGUUCUUCAGUAAUCUAUGUUCAAACCAGUGAGCUGUGCCUACUACAGGCUGGCAAAAUGCUGCUUUUUUUUAUUAUUGCUUUUUUUUCUUCCAGUGAUGCAAGUUUUCAAGUUUUCAAGCAAGAAACCUUCUUCAUGAUAAAGUGCCUGCAUAGAAAGCAACUAACAAAUUUAAAAUGUCAUUGCAUCCAUUUAAGAGCGCAGCAUCAUCUUUGGGGAGGAAUGCUGACGAAGCAGACGUUUAAUCAUGCUAAUGUUAAGCUUUUCUACUGUACAGAUCAUUUUCUUCAGACAAAUGGGAACCGUUUUGAAAUACAACUUCUGAUAGGGUUCUCUAGCCCAUGUUUUAUUAAUCUCAGGUAUUAUCAAGUUGCUAAAACUCCAGUGUGAAUGUAAAGCCAAACAGUAUGUCUGAAUAAAUGCGCACACGUUAAGGAAAAUGAAACUUUAUUUGA
Mugil cephalus (flathead mullet) is the source of this 2384-nucleotide messenger RNA. RefSeq names its product trans-2,3-enoyl-CoA reductase-like 2a (gene tecrl2a). The record is from RefSeq and is a predicted model, not a curated record. The transcript is spliced from 13 exons. Gene Ontology annotation, biological process: very long-chain fatty acid biosynthetic process. Gene Ontology annotation, molecular function: oxidoreductase activity, acting on the CH-CH group of donors. NCBI's taxonomy places the organism in Eukaryota, Metazoa, Chordata, Actinopteri, Mugiliformes, Mugilidae. Bases 320 to 1255 code for a protein of 311 amino acids.